Messenger RNA from Hydra vulgaris (swiftwater hydra), 1177 nucleotides. RefSeq lists its product as uncharacterized. The record is from RefSeq and is a predicted model, not a curated record. Gene Ontology annotation, biological process: tRNA 5'-leader removal. NCBI's taxonomy places the organism in Eukaryota, Metazoa, Cnidaria, Hydrozoa, Anthoathecata, Hydridae. Gene Ontology annotation, cellular component: nucleolar ribonuclease P complex; fibrillar center; ribonuclease MRP complex. Gene Ontology annotation, molecular function: ribonuclease P RNA binding; ribonuclease P activity.
GGAAAAACAUGUUUUGAAAGUAGUAAACAUUUCAAUCUAACUGUUAGCAAUAAUGACUUAACUUUCUAUUCAUUGUUUGUGCAAAACAGAAAACUGCUUUUUAAACACAAUUUAAUUAUCAAAUAAGGUAUGAAUCAAUUGGUCAAUACCACAUCCGGUGGUAUACGCUGUAAACAAACAAAUAAAAAUGUUAUUCAGUGUGAAAAAAAGUAUUUGCAAGCUAAGAAUCUAGAUGCAUCAUUUUCUCUUCCUUAUGAAGAGAGUUGGCCCAUCAUCAACACCAUACAUCAAACAAUGAUGCUAGAAGAAAUAUUUCGAGUUUUUCAGAAUAAUAUAUGUCAUCAGUUUUUACUAAAAAAACAUAAAAAGCUUCUGUUGCAUCAUGAAUCGCUAUCUCUUCAAAUACAAAAUAAACUUUUGAAAAAUAUGAUGUUAAGAAAAUACUGUAAUAUUACUGAGGAACAAGCAGAAGAUGCAGUGCAGUCACUUUAUUCAAAUGAAAAGUUGAAAUCUACAUCACCUUAUUUAUUGUUUGGCAUAAAUGCAGUUACAAAGUAUAUAGAAAAAUAUGGCAAAUUGGCAUUACUUAUUGUUUGUGAAUCAGCUCAGCCCAGUCUUAUGACAAGGCAUUUAAUGAAUGUGUGUUUAGUUCAUGGUAUACAUGCUUGUUCUAUUAACAACUUAAGUAAAACUAUUGCAUCUUUUCUUGACAUGAAGUCAGUAUUGGCAAUAGGGUUUAAGGAAGUAAUCAACAGUCCGUUUGCUGAUCUUGUGGAAUUUCUUAAAGAUAAGAUACCAACUUUAGAUGAAAGACCAUGGUCAAAAUUGUGGAAGAAAACUCACUUUACAGAAGAACUAAAUUUUAAAAAAAAUGUCAAAAUUGAAUAUGACAAAAUAUCUACUGAGAUUGAUCAUGAGCUUAAAGAUGAUAAGAAGUGGUGUCCUGAUUUGUUAAAUUUAAAUGUGCGUUGGAAAGCUAUUAAAAAAAAAAAAAAAUCAAUAAAUUUGAAUAAAUGACUGGAAACCAUAUUAAAAGAAACCCAAGUCUAAAAUUUCGACGAAGCAACUUUUCUGAAUAAUCAACGUCAUGAUUACACGUAACUUUAAAAAAGAUUUGCAAUUAUGUAAAUGAUAUGAUAAAUGAAGAAUUAUGAACUUUUAAAAAAGCCAAAAGGAA